This is a messenger RNA of Spinacia oleracea (spinach), 981 nucleotides long. RefSeq lists its product as uncharacterized. The record is from RefSeq and is a predicted model, not a curated record. Lineage: Eukaryota; Viridiplantae; Streptophyta; Magnoliopsida; Caryophyllales; Amaranthaceae. The transcript is spliced from 5 exons. Bases 1 to 981 code for a protein of 326 amino acids.
AUGGUGGAAGCUUCUGGGUUUGUUAGAAGUGUUCUGCCUUUCAAGUACCUAGGGGUACCUAUUUGUUCUAAAAAGAUUUCUGCAGGCAAAUGUGAUGUUUUGGUGGACAAAAUGACAGCAAGGAUUAAAAUGUGGAGCACUAGGAAUCUAUCCUACACUGCAAGAAUGCAGCUUAUUAAUUCAGUGCUAUUGAGCUUGCAUAUGUAUUGGGCUCAGGUUUACAUUCUUCCUAAGAGUGUACUCCUUGAUAUUACCAGAAUAUGUAGGGCAUUUUUAUGGAGUGGACAAGCAUACAGUAACAGGCCAAGUAACAUAGCUUGGGAAAAGGUUUGCUCUCCUAAGCAGGAGGGUGUAUAUCUCAAGGAUGGGGAUUGGUGGGAAUACCAACCUAAUGCUUCUGCAAGUUGGUAUUGGAGAAGAAUUUGUGCAGCAAGGGAUCAGUUGAAGCAAGUGUACUCUCAGAAUGAUCUUAAAAACAUGACACACUAUUCUGUGAAGCAGGUAUAUGGUAAGCUAACUGGUGAUAAACCUCAUAUUCAGUGGGAUAAGGUCGUUUGGAAUAGAUUGAAUGUGCCAAAACACAGUCUGCUGUGUCUGCAAGGCCUUACUGAAUGGCUUGGUAUUCAGAUUACGGGUACAAGCUUGCAGAAUGUAAUUAGUAGUAUUAAAAGGAAGAGGUUUUCUAAAUUUAGAACUCAAGUAUGGUAUGCAGGUGUGGCAGCUCUGGUUUAUCUGAUCUGGAAAAGCAGAAACCAAAGUUUCUGGGAACACUCUGUGCCAACGAGGACUAUGCACCCUUGUCAACAAUAUAAAUUGCGAUUUUAUUUCCAUAAGUUACCGAUUUUCAAGAACUUCCGCCCCAAAGCAGCCUCAAAGGGGUCUAAAACUGUUAUCGCUGAUUUUGUUCCAGUUGGUAUCUACCCGGUUGAGAAUGGUGCCAAAUUGAAUGAUCGUUUAACACUGAAACAAUUGCUAUAUUAA